AUGAACAAAGUCCAAUUGAUUCGACAGAAAUUGCUUACAGCUCAAAGUAGACAAAAAUCUUAUGCGGAUAAGAGAAGAAGAGGUUUAGUGUUUACAAUUGGGGACAAAGUGUUCCUACGAGUCUCUCCUAUGAAAGGUGUGAUGCAGUUUGGGAAAAAAGUUUUUCAUGUCUCAAUGCUAAGGAAAUGUAUAUCAGACUCAUCUCAGGUGCUUGAAGAACCUGUUACAUCGCUCGAUGAGAACUUGUCUUACGAGGAGGAGCCAAUGGCUAUUGUUGAUAGGCAAGUAAGGAAGCUACGGUCAAAAGAAAUUAUGUUCCUUAAAGCGUUAUGGAGAAAUAAUCCAGUUGAAGAAUCUUCGUGGGAAGUAGAAAAAGAUAUACAAGUGAAGUAUCCUCAUUUAUUUCAGUCCACAGGAAACACAUGA
Nicotiana attenuata is the source of this 426-nucleotide messenger RNA. RefSeq lists its product as uncharacterized. The record is from RefSeq and is a predicted model, not a curated record. Lineage: Eukaryota; Viridiplantae; Streptophyta; Magnoliopsida; Solanales; Solanaceae. The transcript has 3 exons. Bases 1 to 426 code for a protein of 141 amino acids.